Physella acuta is the source of this 1959-nucleotide messenger RNA. RefSeq lists its product as uncharacterized. NCBI's taxonomy places the organism in Eukaryota, Metazoa, Mollusca, Gastropoda, Physidae. The record is from RefSeq and is a predicted model, not a curated record.
UUUUUUUAAAAUCACAUUUUCGUUAUAAAAUGUUCAUAAGCAGACCAAAACCCAGUUAGACUCUACCUUACCAGCUAAUUAGGCAAAUUUCUUUUGACAUUAGAAAACUGUAAAGAAUGAAUGAAAUAAACCAUUUCAUUCUGCUGCUCACGGCGCUGAUAUCGGGUGCCUGGGGCCUCUGCCAGUACUCAGACUGGACCAGUGGAUUUGACAAACGAGGCUACGUCCAGUGCACGAUGACCAUGGGCGUCAUCUCCGGAUUCUACCGCAGCGCAAGACAAGGGUGGGGCAACGACCCCAUCUCCAACCUCGAGAAGGCCAUGUGUUGCUACCCACCCAACCCCUGGGUCGAUUCCCCUGUUCAGGUUUCCUACGCCAACUGGGAAGUGAUACUGAACAACAACAACAUUUGGGCCAACUGUCCCGCUGGCUAUUUCCUGCAAGGGUUCUACAGAACCGACGGUCAAGGUUUGAGUAACAUUGAGUUCGGCAGAUGCUACAAACCCGCGGACCAUCCUACCUAUUACGGUCAAUGUUACGAAGACACAAACAUCCAGAACUGUUUUGACGAAGAAGGGUUGUGUUCUUGCAAGGACGGGUACUUCAUCACUGGGCUGUACAAAUCGGACUGCAACCAGCUGUACUGUAUUAACAAGAUGAAGUGCUGCAAGAUGGCGGAUAAACCCGCGAAAAUUGACGAAACCUACAAAAUCAAAGAGUUGGUCAUGGACAAGACGAUGAAAUACACGGGACAGCUGGCGUCGUAUUUGGGCUAUGGAUGGUGUCAGAGCUGUAUUGCACCGUUUGACGGGGAAGAUUUCAGACGUAACGGGUACACCUGGGUCGCGGACAAAACUGGUGAAUGCGAGGGUUUUAAGAGUGACCAGCGUCUCAGCAUGGUCUACGGGGACUGGAGCUUCGGCAUCAAAGAUAUUAAAUACGGUGAGCCUGUCAUUGAAGAACUCAAGCCAGAGAGUCUCGACAGUGGAACCAUCUACAACAACGAUGCGACAAAAGCUACAAAGACUAUCACUCGAACGGAGACAAUUGUCCGAAGUGUAACGCAUACAACGACAACUGAGUUUAAAAACUCCAAAGAGCUGGAACUUGAGAUUAGCUACACGCCCCCACCCAUCGGAGGAGUUGGAGCUUCCGCUUCUUUCAAGUUCGGUUAUGAAAAAACGACUUCGACUACCGACGAAAACAAGAACGAGCAGUUCCAAAGUUUCUCUGUCAGCACUUCUAAGGAAAUGGCACCCUUCAGCGCCGUCAAGUGGAAUCUGAUACUCUCCAAGACGCGAACAACUGUCCCUUACACCGCAGUGGUCAUCGCCAGAUUCAGCUGCGAGUUACAAGGUUUCCUCAGAUGGGGUCAAGGACCAAGCGGAAAGUUCACAAACUAUCACCAGCAGUACCGCGGCAGCAGCGACCGACCAACGGUCAACUACAAAUUUGGAGACGCCUCAACACCAUUUUACGAAGCGCUAAAACGUCAAAGCACAUCCAACGCCUACCCGUGGUUAUGGAACGACAUCAAGUCAGUUUACCCCGAUUCCGAUGACGUGAUCGAGAGUUUAUGCAACGAAGACAACUACGUGUUCACGCUGACUGGCAAAUUUGAAGACGUUGUAGGUAAACACGUUGAGGUCAGAUGGGACACGGUUCCAAGCGGAUUCAUCAAGAACACAGCCUCGAAAGGUGCCAGCCUAAUCUCCAACCUAGGCACGUCAGUCACAGGUAUUAAAGUCGGAGGCUCCACAGAACAGGUAGGAAGCAGCAGUGGGAAAGCUGUGGCCAAGUCCGGGUCGGAUGACCCUCAGGCUAACCCUGCUCCACCAGAAUACGACAUCAAAACUACCAACCGUCGAAUCGAUGAUACUAACAGCUCGUCAAAUGUUUGAAAAUGUUUUUAAAAUAGUGAUGGCAUGUAUUGUCGCUGAAUAAAGUAAAGAAAUAUUG